GUUUGUGUGAUGAAUGUGUAUGUGUGUCUUUGGACAAAUUGGACUUUGUAACCUUUUUGAAAAGAUAAUUCCCGAUUGAAAUAACUUAUAUUUGGACCUUUUCACACAAAAUGUUUUCUCAGUCGAGCAGGCAGUUGUUUUUAUCAAGUCAGCUGCGCCGUCUGCAGAGCACUUUGGUUAUAGCUGAACACAAUAAUGAGACACUUUCGGCUGUUACACAGAACACUUUGAGUGCUGCCAAGAAAAUUGGUGGUGAUAUAUCUGUUCUGGUAGCUGGUACCAAAUGUGGCCCUGCAGCAGAGAAAAUUGCCAAAGCCGGUGGUGUAUCCAAAGUCCUUGUGGCUGAAAAUGAAGCCUUCAAGGGUUUCACAGCAGAAUCUUUGACCCCUCUGAUCUUGGCGACUCAGAAACAGUUCAACUACACUCACAUCUUGGCCCCCGCCACUGCUUUCGGAAAGGCCCUCCUGCCAAGAGUGGCUGCCAAGCUUGAUGUCUCACCAAUCACUGACAUCAUUGGUGUUAAGGAUGCCAAUACAUUUGUGAGAACUAUUUAUGCAGGUAACGCAAUCCUGACAUUAGAAGCCAAGGAUGCUAUCAAGGUGAUCACAGUCCGAGGGACUGCCUUCGCCCCUGAUGCGUUAGACGGUGGCUCCGCCGCUGUAGAGAAGGCCCCUGAAGGUGACUACAAGACUGACCUCACUGAGUUUGUGUCACAGGAGCUCACCAAGUCCGACAGGCCUGAACUCACAAGUGCUAAGAACAUUGUGUCUGGUGGUCGCGGCCUGAAGUCGGGCGACAACUUCAAGCUGUUGUACGACCUAGCCGACAAGUUGAACGCGGCCGUCGGCGCCUCCCGCGCGGCCGUCGACGCAGGUUUCGUGCCCAACGACCUCCAGAUCGGGCAGACUGGAAAGAUCGUGGCACCUGAUCUAUACAUCGCCGUCGGUAUCAGUGGUGCUAUUCAGCAUCUCGCUGGCAUGAAGGACUCCAAGACCAUCGUAGCCAUCAACAAGGACCCUGAAGCACCUAUCUUCCAGGUCUCGGACUACGGUCUUGUCGCCGACUUGUUCAAGGCAGUCCCCGAGCUCACGUCCAAGCUGUGAAGAGCACAACAAUUAGUAUAAAUCAACAACUUUACGUAGCUAUCUCAUCUACUUGUUUAUAUUGUCUUUUGAUAUUAUACAACUGUUGAUGGAGUAUUUUGGAAAGAUAUUAAAUAAAUGUAUAAAUAAUGUUA
Molecule: messenger RNA, 1237 nt
Organism: Ostrinia nubilalis (European corn borer)
Lineage: Eukaryota; Metazoa; Arthropoda; Insecta; Lepidoptera; Crambidae
Gene: wal
Product: electron transfer flavoprotein subunit alpha, mitochondrial
Exons: 7
Coding region: 111-1103 (330 amino acids)
Biological process (GO): fatty acid beta-oxidation using acyl-CoA dehydrogenase
Cellular component (GO): mitochondrion
Molecular function (GO): electron transfer activity; flavin adenine dinucleotide binding
Source: RefSeq, a predicted model, not a curated record